Coffea eugenioides is the source of this 1826-nucleotide messenger RNA. RefSeq names its product protein GRAVITROPIC IN THE LIGHT 1. NCBI's taxonomy places the organism in Eukaryota, Viridiplantae, Streptophyta, Magnoliopsida, Gentianales, Rubiaceae. The record is from RefSeq and is a predicted model, not a curated record. The coding region runs from base 305 to 1633 and encodes 442 amino acids. The transcript has a single exon. Gene Ontology annotation, biological process: negative gravitropism; response to red or far red light.
CUAUUUUAACUUGCUUGUGAAGUUACAAAUCUAUGAAGACCUAGAUGUCUUGUUUGCUGUUAAUUUAACUCUUUUUUUUUUCUUUUAACUUGUUGAGAAUCUUACUAAUACUACUGGCAUUAUUUUUUCUUGUUACUGAAUUGAAGUUUGAACCUUUAUUUGUUUUGGGCCAUUUGUUUAAGGCUAAUUUCAGAGGGAAUCAUGCUUUUCCUUCCUUCCUGAAAUCCCACUUUCCCAUUGGUCUGGUUUCUUGGAAUCAGAUUUUUUUUUUAAAAAAAAGGGUUUGGAAGCAUAUUAUGAGGGGAUGAUGGAAUGUGCAGCUGCUAAACCGUCCAAUACCCCUUCGAAUAUUUCAGACAUUGUUUCCAGAUUUGCGAGAGUUUGCAAGUUCAUGUCCAUUGGGGUCUUUACUGCCGAAAACCAGUGCAGUGAUGGUGGUAAAAAGGUGGCAUUUUUAGGAGAGGAAACCAGCAGUGAUCUCUCUGCGGAGGCCGAGCGUGAUAAUGAGAAGAUCCAUCUGGUUGACGAGGGGAGUGUAGGAUGUGAAUGUGGGCAUUUGGAGAUUUGCAAGUUGUUUGAUACAGUUUCAACUGUAAAGUUAGCUUAUAUUAAGCUUCAAGAAGCUCAUAUUCCUUAUGACCCUGAUAAAAUUGUUGCAGCUGAUGAAGUUGUGGUCUCUCAACUUGAAACACUCUGCGCGAUUAAGCGAGCUUUUAAGGAAAAGCAGUUGAGGGAAGUGAAUUCUGUUUCUGCUUGCUUGGCUCUUUUGCUUGCAGAAAUCCAAGUUCAAGAGCGGCUUUUGGAGAAAUUGAAGUCUGAAGUCAAAACUAAGGAGGCUAAGGUGGUUAAUCUGCAUCGAGAGCUUGAGGAUUUGAAGUUGGAAAACAAGAGGUUGAGUGAGGAAUUUAAGAAACGAGGAAUGGAGUGUAUAAAGACUGUGAAUGUUUCUUCCUUUGAGGAGAUUGUGAAAGCAGUUUCAAAGGCAACUCACGAUUUUGCUAAGCCAUUGAUUGCCUUAAUGAAAGUUUCGGGUUGGGAUUUAGACCACGCUGCAAAUGCUAUAGAAAAUAAGGUUGUGUAUGCCAAGAGGUCCCACAAGAAGUAUGCAUUCGAAGCUUACAUUGCCCGGAGAAUGUUUCAUGGGUUCUCGUCCCAGUCAUGCGAUACAGAGAGAAUAAUGACACUUGAUGACCCAAUUAAUGUUCUAAUUGAGGAACCACAAUCUGAGUUUGCAAAAUUUUGCAGAAAAAAGUACCUAUUGUUAAUUCAUCCGUGGAUGGAAACAUCCUUUUUCGGCAACACUGACCAUAGAACAUUUGUGACCAAUGGAUUGCAUCCAUAUACACCAUUCUACAGAGCAUUUGUCAGAAUGGCAAGAUGGGUUUGGAUCCUGCAAGGAACUUACAGUGCAACAAUUCCAAAAGUUGAGAUUUUUUAUGUUGAUCGAGGAAGUGAUUUCUCAGGCAGUUACAUGGAAUGUGUAGAGGAGUUGAAGGAUGAUGCAUUCAUGGUCAGUCGAGGAGAUAAGAGGUUUAAAGUUGAGUUUAUGAUCUUGCCUGGGUUUAGAAUCGGUGACACUUUGAUAAGGUCUCAAGUCUAUCUUUCUAAAGUGAGGUCCUCAAAUGUUGCUUGAUAGGGAAGAGGUGUUUGCGCUUUCUGGUAAAGUAAGACAAUUUAGAAUAGUGCAGUUAAUUACAAUAUAUAAAUCUAUAUGCUUAUCUUUCUCUGGCUGUGGUGAUGUAACUGGUGCUAUGAUUACACUAUUAAUUAUCUCGCUGCUGUAAAAUUUUGGUUCUUAUGUAACAACCUAAAUAUGUAUCUUUUUA